Molecule: messenger RNA, 3040 nt
Organism: Perca flavescens (yellow perch)
Lineage: Eukaryota; Metazoa; Chordata; Actinopteri; Perciformes; Percidae
Exons: 4
Coding region: 1993-2940 (315 amino acids)
Source: RefSeq, a predicted model, not a curated record
UAGUCUAUAGUUCUUGCAAAUAUAAAUUAAGUUAACUGGUGAUUUUCGUUGUUUGUAUUCUUCACCUGCUAGCUAAGUUGCAUGUGGCUGUUGAUCCCCUGUAAUCAUAGCUAAAAAUUAAAAUGCUUUCUUAUUUUAUUUUUAUAAAAUUGAAAAGGAGUCUGUUUGAUGAUUUGUUGGCACAGGAUUCUGAAAAGGAAUACCCACUCCCUGUCACAAAUGCGAGAUCUUGACUUUAGGGUUUGUCCCCAGUACAUGCUUUUUUUUUCCCUCCGUAAAUUCAUAAUUAAAACAAACGAUAAUAAAAAUAGCACACUAGUGUAGGAGUGGCAAUGCCACGUAUCCAGCCUUGUGUGGCAACAACAUCAUUUUUGUUUUUAACUCCUCCGCAGUUAACAGCUGCAAGUGUUCAGAUGAAUUGAAAACAAAAAGAAUUUCAAGGCAUGAGUCCAUUGGAUAGGUUAAAAAGGAUUUAGCAGUUUCAGAGAAAUUACACAGGACUUUAACAGUUCCAGAAUGUGGCAAAAUGUUCCGCACAAUAAGAACCCUUCCCCCUACAGAAAAACAGUCAUCGCAACGAGAUCAGUGUCUGUCCAUCACUGUAACGUCUGUAUUGUUCCCAUGUUGCAAUUGAAUUAAUCACUGGUCCAGAAAAGUGGAGCUGUUUAAGUUGGCUGAAAACUGUAGUGGUCUUUUGGCUUGCCACUUUCUGCUUCUCAUGGAUCCGCCUGACGAGUUGUUGGACAGGGUUUUUAGGCCGACGGGAAAGUCUUUUCAGUUUAACUAAAACGUCUCAAAGGGAAAAGCUGAAACACUAUCCAAUGGGCCAAAUUUCCGUACAUCUUGAGUAGGGUUGGGCAUCGUUUGGAUUUUAGCGAUUCUGAUUCUAAUUCCGAUUCUUCCUUUCGAUUCCAGUUCUUAUCGAUUCCGAUUCUUUGAGUGUUGGAGUAGAAACGGGUCACAUGCUUAUUUCACAAAUAUUGCUAAAUGUCCUAAAGAUGUUAGUUCAGCUAUGAGAGUAUUUUCGAUUCCAAAGUGGUAGUAGGACCCCCCCCAGCCAUAUUCGUCACAUUGCAAGAUCUGUCAGUGGACAUAAGAGUUCUGGCAUCCAUUGGGAUAUCAAGGCCCUUCCUCCUUAGGAUUUUAAGAAGUACAGACAGCGCUGUUUGUGGUAUGUUGAAUUCUGCAGCCCAAUCUGCAAGCCCACAUUCAUCUCCAUGCAAAUCAGUCACUAUCACAACCAGGCAUAUCACCUGGCACCCAGGAAUUUUCAUCUUCUAAAUCAUUUGAUGAAUUCUCAAAACAGUUCUGAUCACAAGCAUCAUAGAAAGUGUCCAUGGAAUUUCAGUAUAUGCUCUAACAAAUCAUCCAGUGGGGAUUCCUUUUCAGAAUCCUGUACCAACAAAUCAUCAAUCAUAGACUCCUUUUCAAGGAGAUGCAAAUGUUCCGCCACUUUCGCUGAUAUUUUCCUCUCUUUUGUUCUUUCAAUGCUCGAGAUCCUGCAGCCACGGACGUACUCUGCUGCCCCGCUAUAGCUUCUCUCUGUCCGCCGGCAAAGGCAAUGGGAACUUCUCACCGAAAUCGACGUACAGGUCAUCCUGGACUACGUGGAAGAUCCAGGUCUUUGGCCAGUCCCAUCUGGAUCAGCAGGAAACGGCGCAGCAGCGAGGCAAAGCGGUGUUCCUGCCCGGGGAACAGACGCAGCCGCCGGCCACGGAACUCUCCAGCUCCCGCUGCCGCCCUUCAAGAGUGACACCAACCAGUAACACCAACCAGUAACACCAGAGACCGACCCAUAAUAGUUAUGGCAGGGACUGCUGUGUUGCCUUCAAGGUCCUGGACCCUGGUCAUCAGGAGCACCUGCUGUGGGACUGCUGGAGGACGUCAGAGGCCACUGUGGCGAAGGCGACCUCUGGCAACCUGGCCAACAACAGUGCCUCGAGGAGCAAGUUUAACAAAGACAUUGCCAUCAAGUUAGACUUGUUUCACUGUAUGAGGCGCUUUACCAGGGAGUGUGUGUCUGAACAUCAGCCUCUGUUCAGCUCCUUCUGCCAGUUCCUCUCUGCAGCAUUUGUUGUGGUGGACCAGAGGGAUCUACAGAGGCUCACAAAGGCAUACACCUUGUGUGGAAUCUCUCCUGCAAAUCCGACAAAGCAGCACAUAAGAGAGCACUGCAGGACUAAGGUGCCAAAGCCGAGGGAGCUGCUGCAGAGGUUUGAAGAUAUGUUGCACCACUUCUACCUGGCAAAGGAUGCCAAUGAUGUGCCCCUGUUUAUGGCCUCCAUGCUGAAGUUGUGGAGGAUCCAACGCGUCCACAUCCUGAGAGGCUGCCUGAGCGACCCUGACGUGGGGGAGGGAAUUCUGUACAGGUAUGGUGGCACCUUGCAGCUCAACUACAACAAGGGUGCAGGAGCCGCUGUUACAAUUCCAGUGAGAGGCACCUCACAGCAGGAGGGCUUCCACUUUCACCAAGCCCAGUUGGUGACAGGCAACCGGGUGUCCUGUGAACUUUUCCAGGCCCAGGCAAUGACUAGAGUGGUGCGGUGGAACUUCCAGAGGCCAGUGGACCUGAAACAGCCUGGUGUGGAGCUGCCAGCUGUGUUCGACCCCCUGUUAAUUUCAGGACUGAACACAGCCUCUGUCAAGGUGACAGGCCAAGUUAAAUAUCCCAGGCUGCAAAAUACAAACAGGGACACCGGGGAGAGAUUUGGACUGCAGUUUGUGGAGCCAGGUUGUCGUCCUGUUGUGUUGAACUGGGACAAGCACAAGGUACAGCCCAACAUCCCAGCUGCUGUAGCCAUGGAGACAGAGGAUCACUGCCCUACUGCUAUGGUGGGCACAGACUCUCAGGAGACCAGUGAUGAGCCAUUUGGAGCGGUGCCCAUCCUAUCUUUCCUGCAGGGCUCUGAAACCGUUUCCCAAUCCCAGCACUGUGUUUAAGCUAUGUUACACUGUUUAAACUAUGGUUACACUGUUUAAGCUAUGGUUACACUGUGUUUAAGCUAUGGUUACACUGUGUUUAAGCUAUGUUUACACUGUG